Porites lobata is the source of this 1107-nucleotide messenger RNA. NCBI's taxonomy places the organism in Eukaryota, Metazoa, Cnidaria, Anthozoa, Scleractinia, Poritidae. The record is from the annotation of a GenBank genome assembly.
AUUCAGGCAUUCCGUUAUUGUCAUGUUGGUAUCAUAGCAGCAAAGGAACCUUUUCAGGUGGAAGUGGUUGAAGGAAAGAAAUAUUCUUGGUGCAAAUGUGGACUGAGUAAAAAACAGGUAUGAACUAGAAAAUUAUCUCCAUGGCAACCCCUUGAUAAUUGACCACAUGUACUUAUCACCAUUUAGUCAAAAAUCAUUUAGGGAAGUGUCCGUCUGAUAGAGAUUCAAAGACUGACUUAAGAAUGGUUUUUAAGAGAGGGUAAUGAGUACCAAAUGAGUCAAUUCCUGUGCUUGGAAGCGUAUGAAACAGAACACUAGAACUAGGUGGAGCCAAUCAGCUUCAACUCAAUUAGGCUAUUUCUGGUGAAAAUGAUUUUUAUUCGAAUAAGAAAUCAUUUUCAUAUCAAUGGCUUCGCACUUAGGCUCACAUUGAAACAGUGGCUAAGGCAACUCAGAAAUGAAUAUUUUUGAUUAAAAAAGGGAUGAAAGCCUCUGCAGGUUAAGUGUUGCUUAUUGCUUCUUCAUUCAUUAGGGGAAAACAAAAGGGUACAAGUAUAUAGAGUGCAAAAUUUUAUCAUGGUCAAAUACAAAAAAAUUUGCAAUAUCCAGAACUUAAUUGAUUUACCUACUUCUGUUUUCUGUUAGGUAAUGCUUUUACACUGAUGUAAACGAUCCUUAAGUUUUUCCCAUCUAGUUUACAUUUUGAUAACUUGAAAUUACUGUACAUGUGUACAUGUAUUAAUAAAACAAAUCAAAAUGUAAUGGUUGUUUCAAGAGAAUUGAAACUAAUCGAAAUUACUGUCAAAAGUAUGUUUUCAAACAAAGACAUACAUGUACAAUUUGUGACCACAUGUUACCGUCCUUAAAAUUCCACCUCAAUGUUACAUUUACAUGGAACAUUGCAUGCAGUGAGCGUUGAUCAUUUUAAUAUUUUAGCCAUUCUGUGAUGGUAGCCACAAAGCCACUCCAAUCAGGCCGAUCCGAUUCGUUGCCGAGCAGAGUAGUACAGAGGUAUUCCUUUGUGGCUGUAAGCAAACAGGCUCCCCGCCGUACUGUGAUGGUGCACACGCUACUGAGAGUGUGCAGUCUGCAGAUAUACAUACUUGA